UCCAGUCAACGUCACGUGUAACAUCUUCAUCAACAGCUUCGGAUCCAUCACUGAAACAACUAUGGACUACCGGCUCAAUGUAUUUCUGCGACAGCAGUGGAAUGACCCUCGACUGGCAUAUAAGGAGUAUCCAGAUGACUCUCUGGAUCUGGACCCUUCGAUGUUGGACUCCAUUUGGAAACCUGACCUGUUCUUUGCAAAUGAAAAGGGAGCAAACUUUCACGAGGUUACAACAGACAACAAACUGCUUCGGAUAUUCCAGAAUGGGAACGUCCUCUACAGCAUCAGGCUGACCCUUACCCUUUCCUGUCCUAUGGAUCUGAAGAACUUCCCCAUGGACAGCCAGACGUGUACGAUGCAGCUCGAAAGCUUUGGCUACACCAUGAAUGAUCUCAUUUUUGAAUGGCUGGAUGUGGGAGCGGUGCAGGUGGCUGAUGAUCUGACGCUCCCUCAGUUUGUGCUAAAAGAGGAGAAAGGCCUCGGCUACUGCACCAAGCACUACAACACGGGUAAAUUCACCUGCAUCGAGGUCAAAUUCCACCUGGAGCGUCAGAUGGGCUACUACCUGAUCCAGAUGUACAUACCGAGCCUGCUCACCGUCAUCCUGUCCUGGGUGUCCUUCUGGAUCAACAUGGAUGCCGCUCCGGCCAGAGUGGGACUGGGGAUCACUACAGUGCUCACCAUGACGACGCAGAGCUCAGGCUCCAGGGCUUCCCUGCCAAAGGUGUCCUACGUGAAAGCCAUAGACAUUUGGAUGGCGGUGUGUCUUCUCUUCGUGUUUGCUGCACUGCUGGAGUAUGCAGCCGUUAAUUUUGUUUCACGCCAGCACAAGGAGUUCUUCAGGCUGAGGAAGAAGCUCAAAGAGCAACAGCGGCAGAGAGCUCAGGGAAGUGGUGACAGUAAGGUGAAAGGAAAAAACAUGUCAGGCAACAAUGCUCCUCAUGGGAAUGUAGUCCAGCAGUGCAGUGCCUGUGCCAGGGAGGAGGAGCUGGCACAGCAGGGUUUACUCUUCCAGAGUUAUGGACUAGCCCUGGCAGCAGGGGCCGCACAGGAAAUGGAUGCAACGCCGGUCUUCGCAGAUUUACCUCCUGGUUUAGGUUUCUAUGAUAUUCGCAGGCGCUUUGUGGAUCGAGCAAAAAGGAUUGAUACCAUUGCUCGAGCUGUUUUCCCCAUGAGCUUCCUCAUGUUUAAUGUCCUCUACUGGCUUACCUACAAAGUUCUACGACAUGAAGACCUUCUAGCCACGCUGUGAUGACACAACGAACGAGGACCAUAAAGACACUGGAUACCUUUAAUUCUGCUCUCUUCACUGAAACAUUUACAGGCUGAGAGUCCUCAGCUGAGCCAUGCAAGAUACGUUGUGACUGCAUGUCCAGUGUCAUUGGGACAUUCCAAGGCAUGGAAGAGUCCAUCAAUUUCUUUACAUUUUUAAUACCUCCAAAGAAAUGCACUUUGCCUCAGCACUGAUGCUUUAUACAUCACACCUCAGUGUACAGUAUGUGUGUACAGUCAGCAUCUUUAAGGUCCAGUGUGUAACAUUUAGGGGAAUUUAGUGACAUCUAGUGGUGAGGAUUGCAGAUUGCAACCAACUGAAAUUUCUCCUGGUUAGAAUUCCUUCAGUGUUCAUUGUUCAGGAGGUUUUUACCAGGAGCCAAUUUAUUUGCAGAGGUCUCCUUAUCUCCUAAACCAUCAGACCAGGUGAUUUAAACCAGUAAAAACACUGAAUAAAGCAGUUACACGUUACAAAUCACUGUUUUCCAACGUUGUUCGGCUCGUCAGAGACAGGCCAUGAGCCCAGCAUUAACGUUAGGCAAUUAUACACGAAAGAAAACAUAAUUAUUAUAUUAUAUUCCACCUCUGCCAAUAUAACCCCUUAAAUCCUCCACCCUUGUCCUUUGAGAUUAUUAUCUCACACUUUUUUGGGGAAAAAAUAUCUGUAUGUGCAGUUACUGUAGCUUCACUGUAGCACAUUCUUAGCACACCUGUAUUUUGUUUAUUGUUAUUUUACUGGUGCAGUGGUCAACAGUGUCCAGAGCCACAGGUUUCAUACAAAACAAAUAUCACUACGGACAGGAAUUACACUGUGAAACAGCAGUGACUCUGCUGUGUCUCUCACCUUAAGUGACACUUUACAGACAUCAAAAUGUUUUGUUUCUAUGCAGGCUGCAGAAAUCUCAGAUUGAAUGCUAUUUUGUAAUAGCAUGACUAUUUUAUCAUGAUGUAAUAUUUAUCAGUUCACAUUUUAGACCCUCCCAUAGAAAGCCUGUCUGUAAUAAAGAAUGGAAUAAUCUGUUUAUGCGUUUCAAAUUUAAAUUAAGGCAUUUAAUGCCUAAAAAACUGAUGGACAAAUUGCCCAGAAAUUUUUGGGCAUCACUAUUGUACUGAUAUAAUGGCAUGGCACACACAUUACUUUUAUCAUUAUUCAGCCAUGUCAGUCAUCGGUUAAAGGCUUCAGUUUCGUUCUUGCAUAUUGGCCAAAGAUUUAUAUUAUCAAGUGUGCAUGAGAAAAGUUAUCAAAACAUACUGCUUAACUUGAGUUCUGAGGCCUGCACAAUGGGUGUUGUAUUGGUGUUUAACAAAGCCCAACUAUGUUACACACAGAGUAUUUUUUUCUUUAGAAACAAAUG
Molecule: messenger RNA, 2627 nt
Organism: Epinephelus fuscoguttatus (brown-marbled grouper)
Lineage: Eukaryota; Metazoa; Chordata; Actinopteri; Perciformes; Serranidae
Product: glycine receptor subunit alpha-4-like
Exons: 8
Coding region: 62-1252 (396 amino acids)
Biological process (GO): signal transduction; nervous system process; chloride transmembrane transport
Cellular component (GO): synapse; neuron projection; plasma membrane
Molecular function (GO): transmembrane signaling receptor activity; chloride channel activity; glycine binding
Source: RefSeq, a predicted model, not a curated record